Apodemus sylvaticus (European woodmouse) is the source of this 2040-nucleotide messenger RNA. RefSeq names its product surfeit 6 (gene Surf6). Gene Ontology annotation, cellular component: nucleolus. The transcript has 5 exons. The record is from RefSeq and is a predicted model, not a curated record. NCBI's taxonomy places the organism in Eukaryota, Metazoa, Chordata, Mammalia, Rodentia, Muridae. Gene Ontology annotation, biological process: ribosomal large subunit biogenesis; ribosomal small subunit biogenesis. The coding region runs from base 112 to 1176 and encodes 354 amino acids. Gene Ontology annotation, molecular function: DNA binding; RNA binding.
GAGAUACUUCCGGUAGGAUCACGCCGCUCUACAAGUGCCUGCAUACACGGUGCUUCCGGCGGGGCUCGGCCGCGGGAGCCUCCAAUUCUGGCCCCGGCUUUGGUUGCCAACAUGGCUUCGCUCCUGGCCAAGGAUGCCUAUCUGCAGGACUUGGCCAAGAAGAUCUGCGCGCAGCCUGGCCCUGAGCGGCAGAAGAGCAAGUGGGCUGUCAGAACAAAAGGCUCAGAAGCUGAUGGACCUCCGAAAAAGAAAAGGAAGAAAACACAAAAGAAGUCUCGGGAGCAGGAACAGAAAGCUAAGGAGCACAAGACUAAACCUCUGGGCAAGAAGUCUCCCACCUCGUCUAGGGCCAAGAAACCAGUGGUAUCCAAACAAGGGAGCUCCAGCUCCCUGGGGUCCCCUCAAGCUAGCCAAGGCCCAGCACCUGACUCUGUCUUUGCGCUGGAUUUUCUGCGACAACGGCUGCAUGAGAAGAUCCAGCUGGCCCGGGCCCAGGGUAGCACCAAGGAGCUGUCCGCUGCCACCCUAGAAAAGAGGCAGCGGAGGAAGCAGGAGAGAGAGCGGAAGAAGAGGAAGCGGAAGGAGCUCCGAGCAAAGCAGCGGGUUGCAGAGGCUGAGAAAAAGGAGGAGCCAGUCAAGGCGCCCCCCGCAGCGGCCUGCAAGGAGCUGCAGGAGUCAGCGCUCAUCUUUAAUAAGGUGGAAGUGACUGAAGAGGAGCCAGCCAGCAAGGCUCAGCGCAAGAAGGAGAAGCGGCAGAAGGUGAAAGGGAACUUGACACCACUCACAGGCAGGAACUACAGGCAGCUGCUGGAGCGCCUGCACGCUCGGCAGGGCCGGCUGGAGGAGCUUCGAGAUCAGGAUGCUGCCAAGGCCCAGGAGCUGGAGGCCAAGAUGAAGUGGACCAACUUGCUGUACAAGGCUGAGGGUGUGAAGAUCAGGGACGAUGAACGUCUGCUGCAGGAGGCCCUGAAGCGCAAAGAGAAGCGCCGGGUACAGCGGCAGCGCAAGUGGGAGAAGCGGUCAGAGCAUGUGGUGGAGAAGAUGCAGCAGCGGCAGGACAAGCGGCGCCAGAACUUGCGCAAGAAGAAGGCAGCUCGGGCUGAGCGACGGCUACAGAAGGCCCGCAAGAAGGGCCGGGUGCUGCCCCAGGACCUGGAGCGCGCAGGCCUCUCCUGAGCAGUUUGCACCUGCCGAGUUCCUGGCUCCGCAGCUUCCCUCCAUCUCCAUCCUUGAGGGUUGGGGUGGAAUGUGGUGCUAGUGCAGGCCUAGGUGACAGCCUGGGUCUCCUGUGUGAGGUUGACACAGCCCUUGCACCCACAACCAUAGCAAGAUCUCUGACCACAUGCCAGGGUGUUUCUGCAGCAUCCUUAAGGAGGACCGUGUCCUCCAGUCCCUGAGCGGGAUGAAGGGAAUCUGUGCCCAUGUCUUGGGAGGGGUGUGUCUGUGUCUGUAUGUCUGUGUGUAUCUGUUGUGAAUGCUGCAGAGUCAGGAUAGAGGUUAGGGUGAGGCACCCCACUGACCCUUUCCUGCCCACCUGUAUUUCCAUUGGCCAUGAGAACAAGAGGCCUUGACUACUUGGUCUGUAUUUACUAGUUCCUGGGGACCAGGAAGAGAGCCCAGGGAGUUGUCAGAGUCUGAUCUAGUCAGGUAUGUCUCUGGGCCGGAGCUCCAGUAUCCAGCUAAACCUAGAGGCCUUCCUGAGUCCACAGGAUGUGCUUGGUCACCUGUGAGCCAGUUGGUGGCUGAGACUUGGGGUUGACUGUUGCCUAGUUUUACAUCAGUUUGACACAAGCUGGGAUUGUCUGAGAAGAGAGCGCCUUAACCAAGAGCCCCACUAGACUGACCUGUGGGCAGGCCCAUGGUGCAUAUUUUUUACUGGUGAAUGAUGCAGUAGGGACCAGUUCAUUGUGCACAGUGCCACCCCUGGACUGGUGGUCCUGGGUUGCUUUAGUUCCUGCUUCUAGGUUCCUGUCCUGGCUUCCCUUGGUGAUAUACUGUUACCUGGAAAUGUAACAUGAAGUAAACCCUUUCCUCCCACAA